CCACGGAUGCACGAAGCGCAAUGCGCCGCGAAUAGAUAUGGAGUGGUGGAAGCAAGGAGAAAGAGGCGAAAAAAAGUUCUCUUUCUAGGUGAUGUGCGACGAUCGACGAGUGCGACGAAUAUCUAUGCGACGACUCAAUGGAUUCGCGAUCUGCAAAGAUAGUGAGAGAUACUUAUGCAGGCGAGAUUGCCAUGUGGAUUAUGGCUAUUUGUCUGUCUGUGGGCGUGGAUUCAUGGAUAAUUCUUUUUUCUUUCUCAAGUCCGAUUUUGGACGGGCAGAUUUAUACUUUGCUUUUCUUGUGCCCUGUGGACCUUGUACUAUAGGUUGUUUGUCGUACUUCUUAUAUUUAAACUUUUGGAGACAUCAGAUAACUCGAUUGCGUGGCUCUGAGUAAGCUCUGGUCUUUUACCAUCGCGCUGUCUGCGUAAGACGCUGAAUUUUCAAUAAUCGAGAAUCUAAACCAUGCAAGUGCUCGUGACAAUGUAAAGAGAACGAUAAAAAAGGGGGGGGACUAAAAUAAAAGAAAAGAAAAAGAAAAUAACAAGAAUGAAAAGACAAUUUCCAAAAAAAAAAAAGAG
Aspergillus pseudonomiae is the source of this 578-nucleotide messenger RNA. RefSeq lists its product as uncharacterized. The transcript has a single exon. The coding region runs from base 92 to 394 and encodes 100 amino acids. The record is from RefSeq and is a predicted model, not a curated record. NCBI's taxonomy places the organism in Eukaryota, Fungi, Ascomycota, Eurotiomycetes, Eurotiales, Aspergillaceae.